Messenger RNA from Drosophila innubila, 3182 nucleotides. RefSeq lists its product as uncharacterized. The transcript is spliced from 6 exons. NCBI's taxonomy places the organism in Eukaryota, Metazoa, Arthropoda, Insecta, Diptera, Drosophilidae. The coding region runs from base 409 to 3063 and encodes 884 amino acids. The record is from RefSeq and is a predicted model, not a curated record.
CUCUACUCUCACUGACAAUGGGAAGUCAAGUUUCCAACUGGCGCGAUCGAUGUUGUUGUGAAAGCGUUUCUGCGCAUUGUGAUCGCUGCUGUCUUCGCAGUCCGGUAAAAUAAAAGAAAACGGAACGCGAUAUUUGGCAAAAAAAAAACCAAAUAUAAUUACGUUUUAGUUACUUGAAAUAAUAUAUGUACAUAUGUAAUUGUUCGUACAAGUGUCCAGCUAAUCAUAAAAUGUAUCCAUGUCCAUAAAAAUAUAUGUACCUGAGUCUGUAUGUAUAUACAUAUGUACAUGCAGGUAAACAUUCAAACAAAAUUCGAAUGUGCCCUCUGCAAACAAAGCAAAAGCAAUGAUAAUUUUCUGUGAAAAAGAAAGUUAUCUAUAAAUUAUGCCAAUUAUUUAAACACCAAAAUGGGGAAUUCGGGAAGUGCUCACAAUAUAAGUAGUGGGAGAUCGGGAAUCGAUCGAACCUCACAAUUUCAAUCACAAUUUAAACACCUUGGACAUAGUUCGCAUCAUCACAGUCAUAGUCAGAGUCAGUUGAGUAGAACUGGCUUUAGAACUAGCCCAAUUAAUCCGCAACGUAAUUUAAAUCCACAAUGGAGAAGAUCAUAUCAACCGCCAGGUUUUGAUAAGGAUUCAAAGGCACAAGCUGAAGUCCCUUUUAAGGUUUUGCCAGAGUUGGACAAAAAGCUAAAUUUGAGGGCUACAACGAAUGGUGCAAUAUUAAAUUCUGGAGGAACGAUUAGUGGAAGAAAACCGAAUGAAAAUCAUACUCAAAGCAUCUCAAAUGCUCUUAGUCAAAGAUCCAAAACAUUUAUAAUAGAAACAGCGAGAGAUGGAAAUAGAAAAAAUGAUCAAAAUUCCGAAUUCACACGAUCCCAAACGUUGCUAUACGUUAAGACCAAGACGAGGGAUUCGGAGACAAAUCUCUCACGAAUGCAACGGCAUACGUAUUCAGAGCCUGAACUUAUAAAUAAACUGAAUCAAUCAAAACCCACUGCCACUAAGAAUGUGCUGGAAUCUACAUCUAGACCAAGUAAUCGGAACAAGUAUUCCAAAAAGCGAAGAGCUCCCGAAGCUCCAGCAGCAGCCAAUCCAACUACUCCAAUCAUAAAGAGUAAUACUGAGAUUUUGCGCAAUCCAAAUCCGAAUCCGAAUUUAAAACCAGAUCAUGCAAAACCAAUACACUUUGCUAAGAAUUCAGAUCGCCAAUUGAAGCUUACAAAGCCAUCACCAGUGAAGCCAGUUCAGAACCGAAGUGACGUCUUUAAAAGAGGAAAUGAAAAUCGAAACUCUUUGGGUGGUAAUCAACAUGAAAGUACUUUAAUAGAAAGACCUCAAUUCACCUAUCGACGAGAGAAAAGCUCCGAUGCCAUCAUGUUGAAAAGUCGCAAAUCAGAGAAUUUCGAAUUGAAAAUCCCAGUGAAUAUGGAUAAUCAUCAGAAGUAUGAUGAUCACAGCAAUAUUCAAAAAACUGCAGCUCCAAAAGGAAAUGUGGAUGAUGUGAUUGUUUCUGCUCAAGGAAAUAAAACACAACGCACAUUUUAUUUUGGCAUGGAAAUGGUAGGAUCCGCAGAUACUACAAAAACAGUCACUGCUGACGAGAAUCUUGCCAGCGAUGAAGCUCAGCUGCCAAAUAUUUUAAGCUAUGAUAUGGAAUAUAAAAACACGAGCAUUCCGGAGGAGAGUAUGAAUGAUAAUGGAUUACUGGUGCAUAUUCGGCCAACUCUACCUCGUCGACAGGCAGAGACACCUUCCUUUAGUCCAACAUUGGCUUGGCGUUCACUCAUGGAAGAAUUGGAUCGCGUGGAGAAUUCGCAAAUGAAGGAGAGUUUAAAUAUUUGGACGGGAAAUUCUGCCAGUGAAAGACCUAUACAACCAAACCGAACAACACAACAACAAGUUCGUCAGGUCUCCAGAUCGAACCAAAUACUUAAUACGUGGACUCCCGAACAAGAUCUUGGCGAGGAUAAUGAUGACAGAGCUAAGGGACUUAGUACAGAUGAUGACUCGAGCUCCGAUGAGUAUCGCUCCAAAUGGGAAGGAGAUGGCCUAUUGUUUUAUGGUAGCAAAAUGAAUAAAAAGUCAGGACAAACUGUCGUAUCGCCCAUACACACCUUUAGCCUAUCCCUCCCAAGGGAUUCCCAUCUACAACAUAAUCGAGGAGUAGACGCUGGCGAUGUCUGCAUCUACAAGAGUCUACAAAAGUCCAAGACAGAGGAUUUUUUUAAUAACAACACAGGUCCAUCUGCUUUAAGUCCCAGAAAAUCGAAUCCUCAGUCCGAUCCGACCGAUGUUUCUGUAACCAAAUUUGAAGGCUGUAAUAAUUGGUUGCUACAUAAAAACGUCAGUGGUAUGGAAAAUCAUACUAAGAGUCUAGAGUAUAAUAGUAAAAGGCAAAGACUGCUUACUAUAGAACCGCAAUCGAUUAAAUUUCUAACUGGAGGAAAGCAUGUAAUGUACUUACCAGGAAGCAACGACCAACCAAAUCAAAUGAAACCUGUGCAGACGGAACCUCAAGCAGAUGUCCAGCCAAAACUCAAAGCAAAUCGCCAUUUUAAAAGUAGACAGCGACAUAUUCCUCAAAGUUUACAGGAUAAAACACCAAUUUUUCCAACAACGUCCAUAAAGGAACAUAGCUUGAAACUGGAGGAUGAGAAGCCAUUGCAUCAACGUUUCUCAUUCAAUAAUCCUGUGCGACUUUUGGAGAAAAAAUUGCAUACGGAGAAAUCGGUUAAAGCCGCUAAAACCAAAAUGUCUUUGGAAGGGGAGCUUGAAGCGUUAAAAAAGGUAGAGGAAGAUUUUCAACGAAAUCGUGCUAAUGAGAAGGAGAAUAUACAGCAUCAAUUACGACUUCAUUUUGGCACUGACAAUGAACAAUUCGAACAGUAUCAUAGCUUACCGAUAGCUCCAGUUCUUGAUAGAUUUUCAGCUAUUAAUCUCAAUGAGUCGAAUAGUAAAUUAUUUAGCCGCGAUGAUCCCGAGGGCUGCGUUUCGAACGUGCCCUAUACUGCAAGUGAAAAUGAGGAGCACAAUAUUAAUUUCACUACGAAAAUAUUUUAAGUUAGAUGUACAAAUCUGUAAAUAAUUUAAUAGCUUCAAGCUCAAGAAAUGAUUUCUUUUCACAAAUAAUUGGACAACUGACAACUGUAGGGAAAUUGAAUAAUAAUGACAGCCAAAAA